This is a messenger RNA of Penicillium alfredii, 2343 nucleotides long. RefSeq names its product heat shock factor family protein. Bases 1 to 2343 code for a protein of 780 amino acids. The transcript is spliced from 2 exons. Gene Ontology annotation, biological process: regulation of DNA-templated transcription. Gene Ontology annotation, molecular function: sequence-specific DNA binding; DNA-binding transcription factor activity. The record is from RefSeq and is a predicted model, not a curated record. Lineage: Eukaryota; Fungi; Ascomycota; Eurotiomycetes; Eurotiales; Aspergillaceae.
AUGAGUUCUCAAGGGAUGACCCGCAAGAGACCUGCACCGGGGACCGCCCCGGUUGUGCAUCCUCAGUUGGGCGCAGUCCCGAACUUUCCGUCUAACCCUGGCUCACAGCUUUCGAAUGACCAGUUUUUGCAAUGGGGUCAAAACCCUUCUGCAAACGCCAUGAAUGCCUCCUUUCCGGACCCCUCCUUGAACACUGUCGGUUAUACGACAAACCAAGACAUCCCAGCAGCCGCGGGCUCGAAUCAACUCGCCCGCCGACAAGCACCGAAUCAAUUGGUGAGCCGAAAUCGCGGAUACGAGCAACCCCCUACUCAGUAUACCGACCAUGGCGCAAAUCCACAAACCGGGGAGUCUGGUGCCUGGGGAGAAUCUCUAGAACAGCUUUACCAACGGGCUCUGACUGCAAAGAGAGAGGCGCAAUCGAAGAGGAAGCAAAUCCCGCCAUUCGUGCAGAAGCUAAGCAGUUUCUUGGACGAAUCCAAAAAUACUGAUUUGAUUCGAUGGUCAGACGAUGGCAACUCGUUUAUCGUUCUGGACGAAGAUGAGUUUGCUCGAACGUUGAUCCCGGAGCUCUUCAAACAUAACAAUUACGCAUCCUUUGUCCGCCAGCUUAAUAUGUACGGCUUCCACAAGAAGGUGGGACUCUCCGAUAAUUCUAUGCGCGCCAGCGAACGAAAGAACAAGAGUCCCAGCGAAUACGCCAAUCCAUAUUUCAAACGAGGCCAUCCGGAUCUUCUUUGGUUGAUUCAGAAACCGAAGAACACGCCAGGCCAUGCAAGCAAAUCCAGCAAAGGUGGCACGCGAGUGAAGACCGAGGAUGUUGAUGAAAAUGACCUGGAUGAGUUUGGAGAUGAUGGCGCUCCCGUGUCGCGUGACGAUCGUGCUCGGCCACGGCAGCUGUCCUUGAUCACAGACAGUUCCAUGCCGAACGAACAACUAUCGGGGGUCUAUCGCGAACUCCAGGCCAUCCGGCAACAGCAGCAAAUAAUCUCUAACACCAUUACCCGACUGCGCAAAGAGCAUGAGCAGCUCUACGCCCAGGCUGCUAAUUUCCAAGAGCAGCACACCCGCCACGAGAACUCGAUCAAUGCCAUCCUCACUUUUCUGGCAACGGUUUACAACCGCAGUCUGCAAGGUCAAGAGGGUCCUCAGAACCUCGCGAAUUCUUUUGCCGGGGCUAUCUCCCAGGACCAAGGGAACAUAGUCGAUGUUGACGACUAUCCACUGGAUGCCCUGGGUGCCAUGAACAGUCCUCCCGCACAGCGAACCAUGAAGAAGCAGCCACUGCUGUUGAAGGCUCCUCCCGGUACAGACGAGAACGGUCGUGCCAAUACCGUCUCCCCGGCUGCUAGCGGCCCCUACGACACUCGCUCGCGUGGCCAUGCUCGACAGCCUAGCGCUACGCAGCCUGGUCAUGUCGAGGAGGUUUUUGAUAACAGUCCUCGGCAAAGCAAUCCAACCGUGCCACCGGGGCAAAUGGACGAUUCCUUCCCUCAGCGGGACAUCAUGUCCGCCAUCCAAAACUCCAAUGCAAGGAAUGGGGUUCCCACGAGCUUCUCGGAGUUCCCCAAUGUUCUUUCUUCUCUCGAGACCUCUGGCGGCAACGUUCCACUCACCCCGAACCAGCGGGCGGAUAUGCUCCGGCUCAUGGCCAACGAGACCAACACCGCAGAUCCCAACGCUGGGGUGUCACCGAACAAUGCACUUAUGACGCCAAAUCCACCACCCAUGCCACAGAACUACUCGGGCCGUCUCGCCAACACUCGGCAAGAGAUUGACAAUCUGGUCAAGAUGCAAGCCGAACAGGACCGGUCCGUCCAGAAUCUCACCAAUCUCCUCCAGCCGCUCAGUCCAAACGGUACGAUCCCAGGUCUGGACCAUGACGGCAACGUGCCCCCUCCCCCGCUGGAUCUCGACCAGAUCUUCAACAAUGACUACUUCACCGACCUCGGAGACACAGAAAACGACCCCAAGAAGUCUUCCUUGGACUUCGGCGACAACACGACUGGUCAGCCGCCAGGAACAGGCACAAAUACGCACGAGCCUGUGGGUGCGGCCCAGCCCGAUGACGGCGACACGAAUGACUUGUUCGAUUUCGACCACAUCCCCAACGACGGCGAUCUCUUUGAUGCUUCCAACCAGGGACAGGGCCACUCGACCUACAAUUAUGGCUUCGAUGGUACUGGUUUCGAUGGCGAGUCUGCACCCGGAAACCAGGAUUCCGGCCGUGUUAUCGAGCAGCUGACGGAUAGCGAGACCACCAGUCCCGCAGCAACGCUGGACGACAAUCCCGACGAGGCAGCAGAGGAUGGUGGCAGCACCAAACGUCGGAGGAGAGCGUAA